AGCAGGCGGCAGUCGCUCCAGCGGCACUGAACGCACCGGACAGACCUCGCAGCCGAGGUAGUGGCCGGCGACAAAGCGCACGCGAGACUUUCAAGAGAAUUUCAAGCCAGGACAGACCGUUGUCUCCAACAAUGGUAGUGGCCGAAAAAGCGACCGACCCCAAGUCGAGCACCACCAUGCUCUGGGUGCAGGCGUCCGCCCUCCAGCAGCAGUUCCACCAAUGCGAGGUCCACGAAAAGGGCACCGAGUGGUACUACAUCCCGCGUCCCUCCCUAUCUCUUCCUUCGCGAACCUCGAGUCGUCGCGUGUCGGAGGACUCGUCAGGGAAACACAGCUGGAACAACUCCAGACACUCUAGUCUCGCCUUCUCCACGCACCCUGGCGUGCACGGCAACGGGGGCGCCUCGUCCUCUUCCGCCUCCUCGGCCAGUUCCCAGCUCAGUGACAACAGCGGCCAACCCUUGGUGAACGCCGCGACCUGGUUGCCCCCUCACCCCCCUGCACUCAUCAUCACAAAGGACGUGAUUUCCAAGCACGACCCUGAAUUGGGUGGCGAAAUUGCAUCCGUCAGUAAAAAGUGCGACGCCGACAGCAUCUCGCUGGCUUCGUCGACGCACUUCACCAUGAUCGGCGGCGCCAGUGCGAGAGGGCGCCGAAGAAGUGGCUGUUGCAGCCAUUCACACCGAAUCACAGCCCUCGUGCUCACCAUGAGUGUCAUUUUCCUAGUUGGUAUCACCGUCGCAGUCAUUCUUAUGGAAAUGCGGAUCAAGUACUACAACGUGCGGUGAUGGCGGGUCGCCGUGGUCGUUCAAGUUGAGUGAGGCGCCUGGGCGCUUCGCUUGCGUGACAAGCUCGUGAUCCACUGUGUGCUACUGUAUUUUACAAAUCCUUUAGUUUGUAAAAGAAAAACUUCGUCAACUGAUAAAUUUGGAAGCCUUAGAAGCACAUUUAUUUAUUCUCAAACUUCUGUUUAAGUCUAUUUAUAAAAGUAAAUAAAAACCACGGUGAAAAUAAAUAUUC
Molecule: messenger RNA, 1020 nt
Organism: Neocloeon triangulifer
Lineage: Eukaryota; Metazoa; Arthropoda; Insecta; Ephemeroptera; Baetidae
Exons: 5
Coding region: 132-788 (218 amino acids)
Source: RefSeq, a predicted model, not a curated record